Liolophura sinensis is the source of this 2967-nucleotide messenger RNA. RefSeq names its product sodium- and chloride-dependent glycine transporter 1-like. Gene Ontology annotation, biological process: amino acid import across plasma membrane; sodium ion transmembrane transport; nitrogen compound transport. The transcript is spliced from 12 exons. Gene Ontology annotation, cellular component: plasma membrane. The record is from RefSeq and is a predicted model, not a curated record. NCBI's taxonomy places the organism in Eukaryota, Metazoa, Mollusca, Polyplacophora, Chitonida, Chitonidae. The annotation marks the transcript as partial. Gene Ontology annotation, molecular function: amino acid:sodium symporter activity.
GACCAGGAGCUGAAGGAUGCGGCUGAGGAUGCUAAGGAGCGUGGUCAGUGGGGUGGCAAGCUGGACUUCCUUCUCUCCUGCAUCGGCUAUGCGGUCGGCCUGGGUAAUGUCUGGAGAUUCCCCUACCUAUGCUACAGAAACGGAGGAGCUGUGUUCCUCAUCCCCUAUAUUGUUAUGUUGGUACUUGCCGGACUUCCCCUCUUCUUCAUGGAACUUGCCUUUGGUCAGUUCAGUUCCCUCGGCUGUAUCACCGUCUGGAGGGUCAACAAGCUGUUUAAAGGUCUGGGCUGGGCUAUGAUCACGGUGUCCUCGCUGGUCAGUGUCUACUACAACGUGAUCAUCAUGUACGCGCUCUUCUACCUGUUCGCGUCCUUCACCUCGGAGGUUCCCUGGCAGGAAUGUCAGGAACCCUGGGCAUCCAGCACCUGUCUAAAGCUUCAGAGGAUCCAGGACUACGAGACAGACUUCGAAAAGCUGUCGUCCAUCACAGAUCGGUACAAUAUGUCGUGCACGGCAGACACUUUACCAAUGGUCAAUGUGUCCGUGAACGGGUCUCUGCUAUUGGACACAAUGAUCAGCGACACCAACAUAACCCUGGACAACCCAGCACUGGCAAACUUCACCGUUGAUAAACUAAGAAUAGACCUGUUGCCGAAUGUUACCUUACUCCUUGACAAUUUACCGGCACCUAACGCCACCGUUGGAAACACGGUCUACUACAUUCUCAGGGAAUAUCUUUCAGCUUGUAAAAACAAAAUUACUUCGCCGAGCUCCGAUUUUUGGAGCUAUUACAUGUACGAGCUGGAGGAAGGCAAAGGGAUCGAAAGCCUAGGAACGGUCAAAUGGCAGUUGGCCUUGACCUUGCUCCUAGCCUGGGUCAUCGUGUUUCUGUGCCUAAUGAAGGGAGUGAAGUCCUCAGGAAAGGUCGUGUACUUUACAGCCACGUUCCCGUAUUUGGUACUGGUCAUUCUGUUGGUCCGAGGGGUCACUCUUGAUGGUUACACGAAAGGUAUAGAGUUCUACAUCAUUCCAGACUGGUCCAAACUGGCCAAUCCGAAGGUGUGGGCAGACGCAGCCACGCAGAUUUUCUACUCACUGGGGCCAGCAUUUGGAGGAUUGAUAACGUUUGCCAGUUACAACGAGUUCAACAACAACUGUCUCAGAGAUGCCGUGUUGGUCACCGUGAUCAACUGUGCCACGAGUGUGUUUGCUGGAUUCGUCAUCUUCUCCGUCCUGGGCUUCAUGGCCUAUAGCACGGAUCAGUUGGUGUCAGAAGUGGCAGCUGACGGACCGGGGUUAGCCUUUAUUGCUUAUCCAGAAGCCAUAGCCAAGAUGCCUGUAGCACCAUUGUGGGCUAUUCUCUUCUUCUUCAUGUUGCUGACUCUGGGUCUAGACAGCCAGUUUGGAAUGAUGGAAACGAUCAUCAGCGCCAUUUCCGAUGAGUUUCCGAACAUUCUCCGACAUCGAAAGAUGCUCUUGACAGCAGUUUGUUGCUCCGUAGGUUUUCUAGCUGGGCUUCCUUGUGUUACUCAGAGAGGUAUCUACGUCCUACAGCUAAUGGAUUGGUACUGCGCCAGUUAUUCUCUUCUCAUUAUCUCGUUUUUUAACCUGGUCGUCAUCAUGUGGAUUUACGGUUACCGAAGGUUCUCGCGAGAUAUUGAGAUGAUGAUAGGGAGCCGCCCUAACUACUACUGGGCCUCCAUGUGGUGUGUGAUCACACCCCUUGUACUCGUGUUUAUCUUCAUAUCAUCGGCUGUUCGGAACACUCCGGCCUCGUAUGGAGAUUACGUGUUCCCCGAAUAUGCUCAAGGCCUGGGUUGGGUUAUGAUGGCAGUGUCUAUAAUCAACAUCCCUAUCUUCUUCAUUUUCGAGGUCAUCCGUGAUAACGAACUGAUGAGCGCUAUUAAAGAAGCGAUGUCCCCGGCAAAGACAUGGGGUCCCGCCCUGCCAGAAAACCGGACGGGUGAUUAUGCCUAUACCAACAGUGCGUAUCAACCGGACGAGGUCGUGCUGGACACCGUGUCCAGUGACAACAUCACUGCUAACGGUCAGACGAAGGGUCAUCUCAACGGUCAAGCGAACGGCAAAGCCAACGGUCAAGCUAAUGGGCAGAGCCCACCAGAGUAUCCAGGAGAACCAGCAAGAUUUUCUGCUUUAGACCGAGCGGAAGAAGCAGACACGCACAUGUAGAGAAGGAUAAAGAUGUCUCGAAGUUUACCUGCUCAUUUAUCAAUCAGCAAACUGUUCAUAUAUGCAGAUUUACAGCAAAAUGCGGUCUGGUGUAAAAUACCAGGGCUUUAUAACUUUAAUGUCCACAGCUUUAUGAGAACCAGUAGUUCCAGAAACUUUCAGUUACACAUUCCAUAAAUUUUGUUUUAGAAAAUAUACAUAUCGAGAACUCGUGUCAAAAUACUCAAGUUUUAUCCAGGUAUACUAUAUGUAGUUUUGUCAUGUGCGGUUUAACGCAUUGCUAUAUCCGUUGAUAUGAAUACGUUAGCCUUUAGUGGCAAUUUCGAGCUUAUAUCAAUGUUUGCGUUUUCGGAAUUUAAUAUUUCUUUUCCUCGUUCCAAUACAGCCCGGAUUCUCCCCAUAUUUUUUUUUACAGAUGAGCCAAGCUCUAAAUACUCCAUCCGUAAAUUUUAGUGUAAAUGUAUUUAAGAUGUAUACAAAAUUUAAGUGAACAAUACUGACUGACAAAUCUAUCGGGUAUAUUCCAUAGUAGAAUGAGUUCAGGGCUUCCUUAUAUAUUUCAGGCUUCCACCAUUUAGCCACGUGAAUGACACGUGAUCAUGAUGCGGUAAAUUAUCAGGGAGUUUGUUUAUGACUACCGUGGUAUUACAUAUCUGAAAUAAUUUUUGUGAUGUUUAUAUUUCUGUAAAAAUUACCAGUUGUGUUUCCUUUAUAUAUACUUUUAUUUGAUCAUGUAAAGACUUUUUCAUAUUUUUGAAUAAAAUAAUGAAUAAGCAA